UAUGAAAUCUACUCUAAACUACACUAUGUAAAAAAAGAGCAAGUUUGACACUCUAACACUACUUAUUAGAGCAAAUUUCACUUUUGGUAGCCAAAAUACCAAAUAAUUCUAACACUCUAGAACUUCGGCUCCCCAUUUUAUUAAAAAUGGUAUUAUUACUACAAAUUACAAAAUCUUCACUAAACAUUUGUUUAAGCUAUAAUUGUAGCUCUAAAAUCCAACUUGAAAUAGUUACCAGAGCAGCAAGCAACACCCUCACUGCCACUGACUCUUUUUUUUUUUUUAUUAUUUUUUUAUUUUGUUAUGGGUGUUUGGGAAAAGGUGAGUGAAUAGUUAUUUGGCAACGUCGUCUUCUUGGCUUUUAAGUUUUAACUUUUAAGCGACACCUCUGCCUCUCUAGAACCGAAUAUUUCCCCCUCCCAUCCUUCCCCUUUCUCUCUCUCUCACCACCACAACCCGCGUCUUCCUUCUCUGCGACGCCGACGCGACGCCAACGCCAUUGCCAUUGCCAUCGCCGCCGACGUCUCACAUUCCUCCAUUCCCAACUCGAACCCUUCCCCUCCCACCUGAAAUCAAUCCCCCGCACCGCCAAUUUCAGAUCCCCAUUAAUACCACCAACUAACUACAACUAGGAACCCAAACUAGCUUACCUAACAAUAACCUGAAAACUGAAAAAACCCAGAAAUUUUGUUUCAUACCCCUGCUGCGAGACUUCUCAUCCUGAAUCCCCGUCGUCGGAAGCUACAUUUUGCUCCGGUGAGUUUGAUUUCUGCGGUGGGAGAGUCCCGUCCCGUUUGGUGGUUGGGGGGGAAAUCAGUAACUCGUGGUGGUGCUUAUGAUGACGAUGAUGUUAGCGUGUUGUUUUUCGUCUGUUUCUGUCCUUUUCUCUUUUGGGCUGUCUUUUCUCCCGAUGCGGUUUGUACUCUGUAAAAGAAGUUUUUUUAUUGCAAUUUUCCCGGUCGAUUGCUCCUCUCGGUGUCGGUGGGGUUUUCUCCAGUUUUAACUCCGGUGGAUGCUUUCUGAUCGGGAAAUUACCGAUUGAGUUUCUAAUCGGAGCCAGCCAUUUCCCUGCCGCAAUGGGCUUUUCCCUUACUCUUCAUUGUUUCCCUUUCCCUGCCCUUUAAUCUGUUUCCCCCUCAACGGUUUCUGAGCUCUUGGGUAUUGAGAGACUGUGACUAUCAGUGCUUCUUCGGUUUGUGCAUUGUUAUUUCUUUCCUCACUGUAGCUUUCUACUGCUCUUUCAUCAGUCUCAGAGUUCAAACCGCGCUUUUAAAUUCCCCUCUGCUGAAACUGUUUUAGAAUUCUUCCGGUUCUGGUCUUCUGGAGAUCUUGAUUGUGCAAUUAUGAAGCUCUGUUGAUUUUAGAUCUUGGGUUUUACUUUUAGCCUUAGUUUGCAUGCUCAAUUCCGAUUAAAACUGCUUCCCUAUUAUGAGAGGUGUUCCAGAUUUUACGCCUCCUUGAAUUGGCACUUCAAAUAGAACAUUUAUGGUAUUAAAAAUGAAAAUUGAUGUGGUUGGCUUGUUACUAUCUAUCUGAUUGACACUACUCCUAAAGGUUCUUUGAUUGGUUUUUUGGAGUCUUUUCUUUUCUGGGUCUAUGUAAUUCUUAUGACUUUGGUUUUGCUUAAUGUGUACUUUUUCCAAAGGCCAAAAAUUGAUGGCUCGUUUGUAGUUUGCUGCUUGCCUUUUGACAAUGUAGUUUGGAUUCAACUCUUUGCAGAACUUUUAUUGGUAGAAAUGGACCGCCGGAGUUGGCCAUGGAAGAAGAAGUCUUCAUCCGAGAAGGCAUCCAAAGCAGCGGCAGCAGCAGCUGAGUCUCUCGAUGCUGCUUUGGCUUCUGCUGAACCACAGGCGCAGGCAGUGAAGGACAACUACAAGAAACCGAAUUAUGUCCAAAUCUCAGUUGAAUCGUACACCCGUUUGACCGGUUUAGAGGAGCAAGUGAAAGGAUAUGAAGAACAAGUUCAAUCACUGGACGACGAGAUCAAUGACUUGAAUGAAAAGCUCUCUGCAGCUCAAUCAGAAAUGACCACCAAGGAGAACUUGGUGAAACAGCAUGCCAAGGUUGCUGAAGAAGCUGUCUGUGGCUGGGAGAAGGCUGAAGCAGAGGCAUUGGCGUUGAAGAACAGUCUAGAAGCAAUGACGCUCUCCAAGCUGACAGUCGAAGAUCGAGUAGCUCAUCUAGACGGUGCUCUCAAAGAAUGCAUGAGGGAAAUACGAAACCUCAAGGAAGACCAUGAGCAGAAAUUGCAGGAACUUGUUCUCACCAAGAACAAGCAAUGUGAAAAGAUUAGACUUGAUCUCGAAUCAAAGAUUGCUAAUUUGGAUCAGGAGCUGUUAAGGUCAGCAGCUGAGAAUGCAGCUUUAUCGAGGUCUUUGCAGGAGCGUGGCAACAUGUUGGUCAAGAUGAGCGAGGAGAAAUCACAGGCGGAGGCGGAGAUCGAGGUUCUCAAGGGGAAUAUAGAGUCUUGUGAGAGGGAGAUAAACUCGAUGAAGUAUGAAGUACAUGUGGUGUCAAAAGAGCUUGAGAUAAGGAAUGAAGAGAAGAACAUGAGCAUGAGGUCUGCUGAGGUGGCGAACAAGCAGUACAUGGAAGGUGUGAAGAAGAUAUCCAAGCUUGAAGCCGAAUGCCAGAGGUUACGCGGGCUCGUGAGGAAGAAACUGCCAGGUCCUGCUGCUCUGGCACAGAUGAAGCUUGAGGUUGAGAGCUUGGGCCGAGAUUAUGGGGAUUCGAGGUUGAAGCGGUCACCUGUCAAGCCUUCUAGCCCACACAUGUCGCCUAUAACUGAAUUCUCUCUCGGAAAGGAGACAGAGUUCUUGACAGAACGGUUGUUUGCCACGGAAGAAGAGACCAAGAUGCUCAAAGAAGCUUUGGCUAAGCGUAACAGUGAGCUUCAGGCUUCGAGGAAUCUAUGUGCCAAAACAGCAAGCAGGCUUCAAAGCUUAGAAGCUCAGCUUCAUAUGACCAAUCAGCAGAAAUCUGUGCCUAGCGUCACAUCCAUGUCAGAGGAUGGAAAUGAUGACGAUCGAAGCUGUGCUGACUCUUGGACCACAUCGAUGAUGUCGGAAAAGAAUGGUGAGAGAUCAUCGAUCAAGGCAGAGAGUGCUAAGAACAUCGAGCUCAUGGAUGACUUCCUCGAGAUGGAGAAGCUAGCUUGUUUGGAUCACCCUGGCAACAAGACUCCUGAGGUCUCUAAUGGCACGUCUGAUAUGCCUAGUAGAGAAGCUGGCCCAGAAGAAGUCAACUCGGGCAAAAAUGAUGACAUGCAAUCAAACAUAUUGGAGGAUGUUAAAACUGUAGAGUCUGAAAUGAGCCAAGACUUGGCUUCUGCAGUCUCUCAGAUACAUGAUUUCGUACUAUUGCUUCGGAAAGAAGCAAUUACCGUUGAUGGUGAUGAUGGGGAAGAACUAAGCAAGAAGACCGAAGACCUAUCAUUAACCAUCAACAAAGUUCUGAACCAAGGUUCAAGCUUGGGCACCUUCAUUUUUGACCUGUCCCGAGUGCUGGACAAGGCGAGUGAGCUUCGGUUUAGUGUGAUGGGUUACAAAGGAAAUCAAUCUGAGAUCAGCAGCCCAGAUUGUAUCGACAAAGUUGCUCUGCCAGAGAACAAGAUUGUAACGGAUGAUGGACCAUACUCGUCAACGAAUGGCCAUGUGUCAAGUGGCAGUCCAAAGUCGAACCCCCAGGUUCCAAAUGAUGGGAACUUGAUCCAGUGCAAAGUCUCAUUAGAGGAGUUUGAAGAACUGAAGUCGGAGAAGGACAACAUGGCUCUUGAUCUUGGUAGAUGUGGUGAAGAACUCGAAACCACGAAGCUUCGGUUGCAAGAAACAGACCAACUGCUUGAUGAAGUCAAAUUACAGCUGACUAAUGCUCAAAAGUCAAAUUCUUUGGCUGAGACUCAGUUGAAGUGCAUGGUGGAAUCGUAUAGAUCACUUGAGCUACGUGCUGAUGAGCUGGAAACUGAGGUCAAUGCUCUUAGAAUCAAGACCGAAGGGUUAGAGAUAGAGCUUGAGACUGAGAAGAGAGCACACGAAGAUGCUUCGAGCAGAUGCAAGGAUCUUCAAGAACAACUUGAAAGGAACGAGAAUUGUCCAGUUUGUGCAGCAGCAGCAGCUGAGAUGGAUAAUAAGCAAAAGCAGGAGAAAGACCUCUUCGCCGCAGCGGAGAAGCUAGCAGAAUGCCAAGAGACAAUAUUCUUGUUAGGCAAGCAACUAAAUUCUCUACGCCCUCAGUCGAUAGAGAACUCUGGUGAAAGAAGUCCGAGAGGUGGCGAUGGUUCUGCUGAGGAAGAACCACCAACAACAAGCGGCACAAACUUGCAAGUAGGAGGAGGAGAAGAAGUGCUGGACACUGCAACUUCUCCUGCUCCUCGGUCGCCAGUGCAUUCCUUCAACAACCCAGGAAGGGAAAGUCCUGAUUUGGAAGCCGCCAACUUGUUGAGAUCACCGGUUAGCUCGAAGCAGCCGAACCACCGGCCAACCAAGUCGACCUCAUCGUCUACUUCAUCCACUCCAACACCAGAGAAGCCUGGGAGAGGAUUCAGCAGGUUCUUUUCCUCGAAAAGGGAAUAAGAAUGGGUAUCAGUAGAUCCAAAGUGCGAAUGGGGUGGCAGCUCGCAAUCUACUGCAUGAUUUGACGUUAUAAUGAUCAUGAUAAUAGUGAAGAAUGUGAUGAUGGUGACUAUAGAAUGGAGGGUUUGGAGAAGGGGGAGAGAAAAAGGUAAUUUUGUAACUAAUGUCUGUCUGUCUGUGUCUGCGAUGUAUCUGUAUAUGGUAUCCAUAUGUGUGACUUCCUUUGCUGUUCUUUUUUUGGUGUUUACGUUUUGCAUUUAAACGUUGUUGAAUGUUGAGUGAUGGAACAUGACACCCUUUUGGACAGUUGUAUAUACUAUUAAGAAAGGUUGAUACUUUGCUGCUGUCUCAAUCCCCGGACGUUCAUUUUGUUGUUUACAAGGAAUCGUUUUACCUCAUCACUUCGAAACUAAGAUUGAGAAGAAGAAGAAGAAAACAUUAGAGAUCUCCCACUCGAACAACUGAAAAUAUAAUGGAAUGCUUGUAUCAGUUCAUUCAUGGUAUCACUGUUUAUUAAAAGUGAAGUUAGAGGGUUAAUUCAAGGGUUCUGUAACUUAGUAAUGAAUCAUUUUAACACCACUGUCAAAACUAUUCGAAGUGAUCAGGCCAAGGAGUUUGAAAUGAGUGAUUACUUUGCACAACAAGAAGGAAUUGAACAUCAGGUGUCUUGUGUUGAAACCCCUAAACAGAAUGGGAGGGUUGAAAGAAAACAUCAACACAUCCUUAAUGUGGCAAGAGCUUUAAAGUUUCAAUAUGAUCUUCCUUUAUAGUACUGAAGUGAGUGUGUUUUACAUGCUGUGUAUUUGAUUAAUCGCAUUCUCACUCUUGUCUUACACAACAAGUCACCAGUUGAGGUUCUCUACAACAAACCUUCAGCUCUGUCUCAUCUAAGGGUGUUUGGUUGUUUAUGUUAUGCUUUUAUCCUUUCUCAUGGACGUACUAAAUUUGCUCCUCGAGCACGUCAAUAUGUUUUCUUGGGGUUUCCAGCAGGUAUUAAAAGGUAUAAGGUCAUGGACAUCCAUACCAAGCACAUCUAUGUCUCCAGAGAUGUAUGGGUCGUUUGGAAGUUGCGAUUGUUUUGUUGAGAUUGUCAUUAUGCAUGUAUUGUUUCCAAUGCAUCGUUUUUCUUUUGUUUUUUUAGCAGAAACAAUACAUGGAUUGUUUCUAUGAUGUGACAGAAACUAUCACUCAUUUUGAGUGAUUGUUAUAUCUCAACUUUUAGUUGUGAUUGUUGAGAUAGUUGAGUUGAGAUUGUUUUGUCUCAGCUUUUAGCUGAUGCGACAUACACAAUCACACAUACCAAACGUUGUAUUCUACGGAAAAAAUCCAAAAGUACCACUGUUUAAAAAAGAAUUCCAAAAAUACCACCCAACCCCAAAAAUUCCAAAAAUACCACCUUUUUCAAAAACCGCCACCCCACCCUGCAGUUUACACGAAAACCGCUGGGCGGGGGCGCGGCUUUCUAUGCAAACCGCUGGGCUAAGGGGUGGUUAUAAAAACCUAUAAAAACUGCUGGGUGGGGCGGCGGUUUUGGGCCAAACCGCCACCCCACCCAGCGGUUUGGUCCAAAUUUUUUCUUUUUUCGAUCAACUCCUAACUUCGGCCGAAACUUCAAACGAACGUAACUUUGCACUCGGGUAUCCGAUCGUAGCGAUUUUUUUUGAAUCCGAAUAAAUUUUUGAGAUCUUGCAAGCCACAAACGGCCGUAGGCGAUUUGGUCCCGUCUUCGUCUCGAAAAUAUGUCAUUUGCUACCCCAAACGAGCCUUUUUUGAUUUCGUCAAACUUUGGGUGGCCUUAACUUUGUUCUCCAAAAUCCGAACGUCAUGAAUUUUUUUUUUUUUCCGCAUAACUUUUCAAGAUCUACAACUUUUAAGAUAAUCAUAAUUUCGAAAUGUACAUGGAUUUGUGAAAAGUAAAGGUAAAGUUAUUCC
Messenger RNA from Linum trigynum, 6503 nucleotides. The record is from the annotation of a GenBank genome assembly. NCBI's taxonomy places the organism in Eukaryota, Viridiplantae, Streptophyta, Magnoliopsida, Malpighiales, Linaceae.